Talpa occidentalis (Iberian mole) is the source of this 1112-nucleotide messenger RNA. RefSeq names its product apolipoprotein H (gene APOH). The transcript is spliced from 8 exons. The record is from RefSeq and is a predicted model, not a curated record. Bases 1 to 1050 code for a protein of 349 amino acids. Lineage: Eukaryota; Metazoa; Chordata; Mammalia; Eulipotyphla; Talpidae.
AUGAUUUCUGCGGUGCGUGUCUUGUUCUUGAGUUUUCUCUGCUAUGUGGCUACGGAAGGAUGGACCUGUUCCAAACCAGAUGCAAUACCAUUUGCCACAGUUGUUCCAUUAAAAGCAUCCUACGAACCAGGGGAGGUGAUAACUUACAACUGCCUGCCGGGCUACUACACCAAGGGAGGGUUUAGACGGUUUACCUGCCCCCUCACCGGUAGCUGGCCCAUGAACAGCAUGAAAUGUGUCCCCAAAGUAUGUCCUUUUGCUGGAAUCUUGCAAAAUGGAAUUGUACGCUACACAACUUUCGAAUAUCCUAAUACAAUCAGUUUCACUUGUAACACCGGGUUUUAUCUGAAUGGAUCUAGUACUGCUAAAUGCAAUGAGGAAGGAAGAUGGAAUCCAGGCAUUCCUGUCUGUGCUCCUGUAACCUGUGCUUCACCACCCGUACCUAAGUUUGCAACACUCAGUGUUUACAAGCCAUUGGCUGGAAACAACUCCUUCUACCGGGACACAGCAGUCUUCCAGUGCUUGCCACAAUAUGCCAUGUUCGGAAAUGAUACAGUCACCUGCACAGAACAUGGAAAUUGGACUCAAUUACCAGAAUGUAAGGAAGUAAAAUGCCCAUUCCCAUCAAGACCAGACAAUGGGUUUGUGAAUUAUCCUGCAAAACAAGCUCUUAAUUACAAGGAUAAAGCCACCUAUGGUUGCCAUGAUACCUAUGUCUUGGAUGGUCCAGAAGUAGUAGAAUGUAGCAAAUUUGGAAACUGGUCUGCACAGCCAACUUGUAAAGCAACUUGUAAAAUAUCUGUUAAAAAAGCUACUGUGCUAUACAUGGGAGAAAAAGUAAAGCUCCAAGACAAAUUUAAGAAUGGAAUGCCACAUGGUGAAAAAGUUUCUUUCUUCUGCAAGAAUAAAGAAAAGAAGUGUAGCUAUACAGAGGAAGCUCAGUGUGUGGAUGGCACCUUUGAAGUCCCCAAAUGCUUCAAGGAGCACAGUUCUUUGGCUUUCUGGAAAACGGAUGCAUCAGACGUAAAACCAUGUGAAACUGGUCCUUAGAUUCAAAAUUAAAUGUCAUACUUGUAUCCGUGUUUGUCCAAGACACCUGAAGGUCGUGAAGA